Molecule: messenger RNA, 363 nt
Organism: Cylicocyclus nassatus
Lineage: Eukaryota; Metazoa; Nematoda; Chromadorea; Rhabditida; Strongylidae
Source: the annotation of a GenBank genome assembly
GCUGACAAGCCUAGCAAACAAACAUGCAUAUCGGAUGCUGAAGUGAAAUUUAUUGCUUUGUCUAACGCCAAUGAGGAUGUUGGAAAAAAGAGAACUGAGCGAAAGGUUCCAUGGCUGCGAAUUCUUGGCUCUCCUGCAGUUUGGGCAUCAGUGAUAGCAGUAAUCUGCCAUGAAUUCCCACUGAUGACAAUGAUCAUGUUUUUGCCAAGUUACCUUCAUGACGUGCAUCACUACAAGUCAACCAAAAACGGUAUCCUCUCCGCCCUUCCAACCGCUUCACUUUGGCUGUCGAAGCUAGCAAGUAGCUAUGCUAACACAUGGCUGCAAAGGCACACCAUUUGGAGGAGAAGCACGAUUUGUAAG